UUUUUGCACGACUUGCUCAGAUUUAGAUUCCAAAGGGCUCUUUAUUUGCUGCUUAGCUGUGUAUUUAAUUGCUAUUUAUGACUCACUCGAAUGCAUGUAAUCACUACACAACCAAAACGGCUCGAAGGACAGAGAUGUUGUACCUUGACAGAUUGGGGCGUUUUUUUUUUUGAGUAGUCCCAUGUAUGGAGUCUAGAGAAAUUUUAACUUAAUUCAACCGAAUUCAAGUGUAAUCAAAAUUUGUCUACUACUAGUUAGAUUUUAUGCCAAUCUAUACGUAAGCCCUUUUAACAUAGCCAAUAAACUCAACCAUAUUCCCACAAUAAACACAUGAUAAAUAUGUAUAUCAAAAACAAAUUCCAAAGCAUGUCGUUUUACUAAAAGCACAUUUUGAGAACUAGGGGCUGAGGGGCCCCGGGCACACAGCUUCAACACGGCAAGUUACAGAAGUCGCCAGCGGCAGCACCGCGAUGCCACCAGUAGCUAACUUUAGAGGCCGCUCCGCUUUGCCAGCGGGAGAUCAACCUGCUGGUUUCAAGAAAUUCAAAGAUGUUCGGGCCAAGAACUCGCCCAAGCGUUUGCAGCAGAACGCACAAAAGAAGAAGAAAAUGGAUCGGAAAUACAUCCAGAAACUGCUGAGCUCCAUUAAGAAGAAGUAUAAAAUAAACAAAAGUCCUCACUUUAAGCGCAGGUUGGAGUUUCGAAAGGAUCCGCCGGUUGAGGCAAAAGUGUUGCCCAAGCCCAAGUUUUAUAGACCUCCGAAGGCGAAUGGCGGCUCAACUCCGAAUCAUCAAAAUGAUACCAUUGAGGAUGGUGAAAUAAUUGAGGAGUUACAAAGCAGCGAUGACGAUGACUGUGUGCUGCUGGACCCCCCAACGGCCUUCAUAAGCAUCGAUGAAGAUGAGAGGGAUGACAAGCCCUCUACCAGUGACAAAAAGUUAAAGGCCUGCAAGCGUCGUGCCGAAUUGCUCACCUCACCUCAUCAAAUACUGUUCAAAGACUGCCAUCGCGAGACGGCGCUUCUGAGGAAAUCGAAACCAGAGAAAAAAUUGUUGUAUUCCACGAUGGCCAAAAAGGCCUGUCCAAAUGCCUCGUGCAUCGUCUUAGAUGACAGCUUCGAAUCGCCAAAGCCGAAGAAAAGCCUAACAAUGGACGAUUCUGUCAUUGUUAUCGAUGAUACUGCUACGGAGGACGACUUCAUUCCGUUGCCACCCGACGAGCCAAAAGAAAACAGGUCCAAAAAUAAUAAAAAGAAAAUCAAGAGGAGGAACAACCGCAUGAACGACAGCCUGUUCACUACCGCCGAAAAGAAGGAGCUUGGUAAGUACAAUAUGAACACAUUCAACCCCACCGAUGAAUCCGAGGAGACUGAUAACGAGCCGAAAUCAAAUAAAAGAGCGGUGAUCAUCGAUGGCAGCAAUGUGGCCUUUGCACAUGGCAAUUCCAACAUAUUCUCCUCGGAGGGAAUCAAAUACUGCCUGCAGUAUUUUGAUAAAAUGGGCCAUAAUGUCAAGGCUGUGAUUCCGAUGUUCCGCAAAAAUGCGACCAAAUCCUCGAAUCCUGAACUACUGGAUAAGCUGCACAAGGAGGGUAAGAUUGUGUUUACGCCAUGCAAGAACUUGCCUGGUCAAAUGUCCACCAGCUACGAUGAUCGCUUCAUAUUGCAGCUGGCGUACGAGUGGAAUGCAGCUGUGGUGUCGAAUGAUAACUACAGGGAUCUUAUUAAUGAGAAUCCAGCGUUCAAGAAGAUUGUGGAGACCCGUGUUCUUGGCUAUUCUUGGUGCGACAACAUAUUCAUACUCCCAAAGGAUCCGUAUGGACGCUGGGGGCCGACACUUGAUCAAAUACUAAAAUGUUAAUUACUUAUUUAAAUUCAUUAUUCCUUUUGUGUAAAUUCGUUCAGUUUAGUUAAAUCAGUUAAAUCAAUGAAGCGAUUUACUUUUCUUGUAUCUCUGCCCCUUCCGUGGCUCCUGCUUUCCUUUCUUGAAUCACAUCAAGAAAUGAAAAGUUAACAACGAAUUGAAGAUAAGUUGAUUUCAGCAUUUAGUUGCUUAAUCGAACAUUUAAGCAACGUUUAUUAGCACAUAAGAAUUACUGUACAAAUUUCUCGUCUAGAUAAGCAUAAGCGUGUAUAAGUAUGAAAUAAAAUGUAUGAUUUCGGA
Molecule: messenger RNA, 2162 nt
Organism: Drosophila obscura
Lineage: Eukaryota; Metazoa; Arthropoda; Insecta; Diptera; Drosophilidae
Exons: 6
Coding region: 471-1859 (462 amino acids)
Cellular component (GO): nucleus; cytoplasmic ribonucleoprotein granule
Molecular function (GO): mRNA binding; RNA endonuclease activity
Source: RefSeq, a predicted model, not a curated record